AUGGAGGGUACAGAGACGUUGAGGCCCCUUGAGCUGCUGCUGAGGGGGCCCCCAUCUGUACCCUCUCUCUGCUGCUGGGCCCUGCGGUGGGAGGCCCCCAGGCUGUGUGCUGCUGCUGCGAGCCUGUCUGCUCGUCUGCUGCAGCAAUGGCAGCAGCAGCAACAGCAGCAGCAGCAGCAGCAGCAGGAGGAGCGACAGCAGCACGAACGCCCUAGAAGCCGCAGCAAGUUCUCAGCAGCGAAGCAUUUGCUGCUGCAGCAGCUGCAGCAGCUGCAGCAGCUGCUGCUGCUGCUUAUUGGCUGGGGAGGGUUUGCUUUCGCUGGGUGCCUGGGGGCCCUCCUCCUUGCCCUGGGGGGCCCCUGCUGGGGGCCCCUCCGCAUGCAUCGUGUCUCCUGGUGUGUAUCUACAGCAGACGGGGGCUAUCUGCUGCUCUCUAAGCUGUCUCCUUUGGCAGCAGAAAAGCAGCAGGGGUUAGUAGGGGCCCCCCAGGGGGGCCCCCCAUCAGCAGGGGGCCCCCAGGGGGGCCCCCCAUCAGCAGGGGCCCCCUGGGGGGGCCCCCUCAAACAGUGGAUUUGUACCCUUUUCACAGCAGGGGCCCCUCGGCCAUGGGUACAGAUGCUCACGGGGGGCCCCCAGGGGGCCCCCCCUGAUGUCGGGGGGUUUGAGGCCCUCCUCAUCAGCCCCUUACCCCCCAGCACAGAAGGCUAUGAAGGGGGGGUACACGAGCAAGCCCAGCAGCUGCAGCAGCAGCUGCAGCAGCAGCUGCAGCAGCAGCAGCAGCAGCAGCAGCAGCACGGCAACUGGUGUCUGGCGUCUCUUCGAUACCAGAUGGCCCCCCAGUAUGAGGGUAGGGGGGGCCCCCAUGAGGAUGCUGCUGCUGCUGGGGGCCCCCAUGAAGGUGCUGCUGCUGUUGGGGGCCCCCGCAGCUGCAGCAGAGCGGAUUCGUUGUCUCUUAGCCUGGAUCAGGUGUUCCCCUCUGCAUCAGAUGCUGCUGCAGCAGCAGCAGCAGCAGCAGCAGCAGCAGCAGCAGCAGCGGCGGCGGUGCCCUUGCGCAGCAGCAACGAAGGGGGCCCCUGUCUGGUAACGUGGGUUGGGGCCCUUCGAUGGGGGCCCCCGGGGGGGCCCCUCUGGCUGGAGACGCUGCUGACGCAGCAGCAGGCGGAGACAACCCUCAGCUGUCUGCUGCAGCUGCUGGGGUCUCGCAGGGGCCUCUCUUCUGGCUGUACCCUUUCCUCUGUCGGUGUGGGGGCCCCCUCGAGGGGCCCCCAGUACCCUGUGAAAGCAGAGACAGGGGCCAGGGGGCCCCCGGGGGCCCCUGGGGCCCCUUGUGAGGAUUCGAACCCAGUGGGGGGCCCCUGGGAGCUGGUGGGGCCCCUGGCGGAGUUUUAUAGGGUUUGGGGGCCCCUCGGGGGCCCCCAGGCAUUGGCUCUAGCGCAGAAGCGGGGGCAGCAGCGAUACAGAGAUAUGAUGAAUAGGGUGGAGACGGGGGCCCCGGGGGGCCCUCCUGCAGGAGGAGACAGAAACAGUACAGAGACAGAGGGGCCUGCUGCUGCAGCUGCUGCAGCGGCAGCGUGCAGACAUCCCCAGGGGUAA
Molecule: messenger RNA, 1593 nt
Organism: Eimeria mitis
Lineage: Eukaryota; Apicomplexa; Conoidasida; Eucoccidiorida; Eimeriidae
Exons: 3
Coding region: 1-1593 (530 amino acids)
Source: RefSeq, a predicted model, not a curated record